ACAGUUAGAUCGCUUAAAACCCAAUCCAAUUUUAGUCCCAGUUUAACAGUUGAAUCAGCAGGAUUUAAACACGUCAAACUGAGACAGAUUUUGUUCCUUAAUUUAGAAAUUGUGUCUAUUGGUAGAGUAUAGUUGGAUUCUUAAGAAGAAGCUUAUAACAAGAGGCACAAACAUGGCCCAUAAGGGGGAUCAGGUAAGCUUGACAUCUGGGGGUGAUGAGAAUCCGAACCGUGGUAAUUGGUCCAAUAAGUGUGACUUCAUCUUGUCUUGUCUUGGUUAUGCUGUCGGUCUUGGAAAUGUCUGGAGGUUUCCGUACUUGGCUUAUUCCAACGGUGGUGGUGCUUUUCUUGUACCCUACGCCAUUAUGUUAUUUUUCGCCGGAAUGCCGAUCUUCUUCUUUGAAGUAUGCCUUGGUCAAUACAGUAGUCAAGGUCCAAUCUCAGUCUGGAGAGCAUCGCCUAUGUUUAGAGGUAUCGGGUUUGGGAUGGUGAUCGUGUCAGCAUUCGUCGCGAUCUACUACAACGUUAUCAUUACUUACGCCAUAUACUACAUGUUCGCCUCGUUCACGAAAGAUCUGCCAUGGGAGCGUUGCAACCACGACUUCAAUACGGAAAAUUGCACUCUGAAAUAUGCCGAGUGCUUGGCUCAGGAAGGCAAAAUCAUGUUGACAACAACAUGUCAAAAUAUCACUGAUCUGGGUAAAACAGAUGAUGAACUCCUUAAACUGAAUAUCUUUAAAGAAAAUGAUAUAUGGAACACAUCGCAGUAUGUUGACUCUUAUGCAGAAUACAGGAAAAGGCCAACCGAAGAAUAUUGGAAACGUGGUGUAUUGCAGGAAUCUGAAUCAAUGAACGAGACUGGAGGAAUCGUUUGGGAACUUGCUCUGUGUCUUCUUCUGGCCUGGAUUCUUGUCUUCUUAUGUCUUGCCAAAGGCGUCAAAUCCUCUGGAAAGGUUGUGUAUUUCACUGCUACGUUUCCGUAUGCUGUAUUGCUCGCCUUACUCAUUCGGGUAACGCUGGACGGGGCUCAGGACGGUAUCGACUUCUUUAUCAAACCUGUUUGGGAUGAUAUUACUACACCGCAGGUGUGGCUUGAUGCCGCUACACAGAUCUUCUUUUCUCUCAGUGCUGCUUGGGGUGGACUGGUUACCCUCUCAUCGUAUAAUCGCUUCCACAACAACGGUUACUUUGACUCUGUCUUUGUAUCACUUGCAAACUGUGCAACAAGCAUCUUUGCUGGAUUUGCCAUCUUUUCCGUAUUGGGACACGUGGCCCUUGAGCAGAACAAGCCAGUUCCAGAAGUAGUAGAUUCUGGAUUUGGAUUGGCGUUUAUCGUAUAUCCAGAAGGUCUAUCGCUGCUUCCAGGGUCUACGUUUUGGGCUAUCAUAUUUUUCCUAAUGUUGAUCACCCUUGGUCUGGACAGCCAGUUUGUGUCCAUUGAGACGGUGGUAACUGCUAUAUGUGAUGGAUGCCCCAGCUACUUGAGGAAACGAAAGACACUCGUGACGCUCGUUGUGUGUAUAUUAGGCUACGUACUUGGUUUGGUGUGCGUAACCAGGUCGGGCGCUUACUGGGUUUCUCUCGUUGAUUCUUACGCCCCAAGUAUCGGUCUGAUCGUGUUUGGGCUUCUGGAGCUCGUGGCUAUCACAUGGGUGUAUGGAAUCAAGCGAUUUACAAAUGACAUCAGGUCGAUGCUUGGCGACUCACUCUUGUACAAAGCCCCAUUCUUCCUCUGGUGGCAAUUGAACUGGACUGUUAUCACUCCAUCGUUGCUUCUCUUUGUGUUGCUUUAUAAUUGGAUGAACUGGAGCGAGCCAACAUACAAUGACGAGUUAUACCCGCUUUGGGGACGUGUCAUUGGCUGGGUAAUCAUUGGACUCACACUCAUUUUUAUUCCUUUGGUUAUGAUUUACGAAUUUCUGAAAGCAAGUGGAAGCGUUGCUGACCGUUGGAGGGUAAUGAGCAGGCCCAGAGCUGAUUGGGGACCACAGAUGGAGGCAAACCGAGCACAGGCCUGGCAGAUGCACGAAUACUACAACACUACGAUGGGAGGCAAACGAGAGGCUCCCGAUACUUCUCGCAACUAAAACCACAUGUCAUUUUAGACCACCCAUUAUUUUUGCAGUUUAUUAAAACGUACAAUUUAUAAUGUAACUAGGCUGGUAUACUUGCAUUGUAUUCAGUUUGAUUGCAUUCCGUUUGAUAAAAAUGGUUGGUUUCCGGUCAG
Messenger RNA from Anneissia japonica, 2226 nucleotides. Its product is annotated as sodium- and chloride-dependent neutral and basic amino acid transporter B(0+)-like. The coding region runs from base 173 to 2086 and encodes 637 amino acids. NCBI's taxonomy places the organism in Eukaryota, Metazoa, Echinodermata, Crinoidea, Comatulida, Comatulidae. The record is from RefSeq and is a predicted model, not a curated record. Gene Ontology annotation, cellular component: membrane. Gene Ontology annotation, biological process: sodium ion transmembrane transport. The transcript has 12 exons.